AUGCAUGAACUCUCUCUCUCUCUCUCUCUCUCUCUCUCUCUCUCUCUCUCUCUCUCUCUCUCUCUCUCUCUUAACCGAUUUUUCAACUUUUACUACAAUUUUCGGAUGAGAGAAUCAAGUCGACCGAGCCUAGCAGCUGACGGGACCCAGCAUCAGCAGCAGCAUUUGUUCAAACAGUCCUUUUCAGGGCUAACUUCUGAAAGUCAUUCGAUCACCACUCUUCGAGGCUCCACUCACUUCACUCUCUGCUACUGCCUUCCCUCUGAGACGCCAGAUCACUCCUGCAGCUUCCAGCACUCCUGCAGCUUCCAGCUCACUCCUACAGCAUCCAGAUCACUCCUGCAGCUUCCAGCUCACUCCUGCUGCUUCCAGCUCACCCCUGCAGCUUCCAGCACUCCUGCAGCCUCCAGCUCACUCCAGCAGCUUCCAGCUCGCUCCUACGGCUUCCCGCAGUUUCCAGCUCACCCCUGCAGCUUCCAGCAAUCUCCGGCUCACUCCUGCAGCGACCAGUUCCAACCUCCGGAUACCGUUCCCGAACAAACGACCUCUGUCGUCUUUUCACCCACUGAGUCAAAGAAAUAUCAAGUCUCCGUGAUCCACUUUUUUUUACAAAUUUUGUCGAUCGCAGUACUGUUACGUUUUCUAUUUGUUCUUUCAUUUAAAUUUUCUCUGACUUUUCAAUUGUUUAAUUUUAAAAAUUAUUCUUCAUUUUCUUUUCUUUUUCUUCUCUCUCCAUUAUCCUUCUCCUUUUCUUUACUCUCCAUUAUCCUUUUCCUUCACUUCUUUUCUUUUUCUUCACUCACCUUCUCCACUCAUCCUUCUUUUUUCUUCACUCUCCACUAUCCUUCUCCUUCUUUUCUUUUUCUUCACACUCCACUAUCCUUCUCCUUCACUUCUUUUCUUUUUCUUCACUCUCCACUAUCCUUCUCCUUUGCUUCUCUUUGUAUACUUUUCCGUCUUUUCUAUUUUCCUUUACAUUUCUCUACCUUCCCUUAUUCUUUUAUCCCCUUCUACUUAACCUUCUCUUUUUAUCACUCUUUUCUUGCUUUUAUUUUGCAUCCUCUGUCACUUGAAAUGUUUUCUUCUUUAUUGCCUCCUACUUCUAUUUAA
Messenger RNA from Acanthosepion pharaonis, 1110 nucleotides. The record is from the annotation of a GenBank genome assembly. Lineage: Eukaryota; Metazoa; Mollusca; Cephalopoda; Sepiida; Sepiidae.